Metopolophium dirhodum (rose-grain aphid) is the source of this 759-nucleotide messenger RNA. RefSeq names its product tigger transposable element-derived protein 4-like. Gene Ontology annotation, molecular function: DNA binding. The transcript has 2 exons. Bases 1 to 759 code for a protein of 252 amino acids. NCBI's taxonomy places the organism in Eukaryota, Metazoa, Arthropoda, Insecta, Hemiptera, Aphididae. Gene Ontology annotation, cellular component: nucleus. The record is from RefSeq and is a predicted model, not a curated record.
AUGACUGGAACUGAAAAACAAAAACUUCUAAUUAUUGUAAAAAGCAAAAAUCCAAGGUGUUUCAAAGGCAUAAAAUCACUUGAAACAAAUUACGAUUUUAAUAAAAAAGCGUGGAUGACAUCAUUAAUUUUUGAAAAGUGGUUACUAGAUAUUGAUCAAAAAAUGAGUCAAGAAAAUCGAAAAAUAAUUUUAUUUGUGGAUAAUUGUACUGCUCAUCCUCGUACCUUAUCUACAAAGUUAAAAUCUGUAACGCUUGCAUAUUUUCCCCCAAAUACAACAAGUAAGCUCCAACCAAUGGACCAAGGAAUAAUAAAUAAUCUUAAAGUGUAUUAUCGAAAACGUAUUUUGAACAAAGUUAUUUCAAAUCUUGAACAGAGAACAACAAUUACUCUGCGAGAUUGUAUUUCUGAGGUAUCGAAAGCUUGGAGAAGUGAUGUAACGUCCGAAACCAUAAAAAAAUGUUUUUUCAAAGCUGGAUUUACAAAUGAAAAUGUUGAAACCGAUAUUGAAAUACCAGAUGUACAACGAGAAUGGGAGUUAGUUCACUGCGAUGGCGUUACUUUAAAAGAUUAUUUGAAAAUUGAUGAAGAUAUCGCCGUAUAUGAAUCACCUACUGAAGAAAGUAUUGUAGAAGAGGUUAGAAAAAAAGAAAAUCCUGAUGAAUUUGAAGAAGAAGACGACGAAGAGGAACAUGCAGUAGAACAAUCCAAACUCACAGAAGAAGACAUAUUAAACGCUUUAUCGGUGGUUCAACGCUAA